UUCUCUACUUUAAAAAGGUAAAACUCACAGACUCCACCACCAGCUCACGCCCAACCAAACAACCUCCGGCGAUGAUGCCACUAAUUCCUCCACCAACAGCGCCACCGCCCAACCUCCAUUAACUCCACCGCUACAUUAAAGAAGAAAUAGAAAAGAAAAAAAAAAGGAAAAUGGCUCAAAACUUCAAACUAAAGGUGCUAACAUUGAUUACCAAACUAUCAGACCGGGACACAUACAAUCUCGCCGUCGCCGAGCUAGACUCCAUUGCCGGAAAUCUUGAUAACACGACUCUUUCUACCUUUAUCUCUUGCAUACUUUCCACGGACUCCACCGACAAGUCUUUAAUUCGCAAACAGUGUCUCCAUCUUCUCUCAACGCUUUCUCAUCUUUACUCUAACUCUCUAUCUUCUUUCCUUCCUAGAAUUCUCUCCUACGUCGCUCGCAGGAUUCGUGAUCAUGACUCUUCCAUUCGCUCGCAUUGUGUUGCUACAGUAUCUUCGCUCGCUUCCAAAAUUACUAAACAGCCAUUUUCGACUGCUUUUUUGAAGCCAUUGAGUGAAUCAGUUUUUACAGAACAGGAUUUAAAUGCGCAGAUUGGAUCCGCUUUAUGUUUGGCAGCUGCGAUCGAUGCGACGCCGGAUCCAGAGCCCGGGCGACUGGGGAGGAUGCUUGUGCCGAAGCUAGAGAGGCUGUUGAAAAGCGAGAGUUACAGGGCGAAAAGUGCAGGACUAGUUGUUGUCGGAAGUGUUAUUGGAGUUGGAGGAGUGAAGGGAUAUGCAGGGAUGGGCGGUUUAGUAAAGUCUUUGGUCGGAUUUUUGAGCAGUGAGGACUGGGCGGCGAGGAAGGCAGCAGCGGAGGCGCUUGGGAGGUUGGCAGUUGUGGAGAGGGAUGCUGUGGCGGAAUUCAAGAGUGGAUGCUUGAAAAUUUUCGAGAAUCGAAAAUUCGAUAAGGUGAAGGCUGCAAGGGAGGUGAUGCAUCAAAUGAUAGAAUCAUGGAAACAGGUUCCAGAUGUUUCGGAGGAUGUAUCACCGCCUCCUCGAUCACUGGCUUCUUCAAAAGAGGAUGCAAGCGAUGGCCGUUACCCUACAGGCUCCAGAAAUUCUCAUGCCGCUGGUUCUGAAGCCUCUGAAAUUAGGAGAAGAACUGGUUUAGCUAGCAGGAGUACUCCACCUGAUAAUUCAGCAGCGACUGUGGGUAGGAGGAGAGGUUCUUUAAGGAGUGCUGAAAAGAAAACAGGUCCAGCAUUGUUCCGAAAAGCAGAUUGCAUGAAGCCCUUGGAUUGGAAAGUUGAAAUUGCAGUUCCUAGUAUUGCUUCUUCGACUGGGAUUGCUGAUAAUGAUAAUGCGGUGGAUCGAAGGCUGACAAAGACAGAAGCAAAACGGGCCGUUUCCAGUAAGAAUGCUGAUGAUAAGGCGGUCAAAAUUGGUGGGUUUAAGUCUGGAUCUCGUGUGGUUCCUUGUCAUGAUGAGAGUCCUGUGUCAACUGUUGUAGCCAGUAACAUUGCUGAGAAUCACCAUAGUAACCACAAAGAGUGUGAGGAUUUAUCUUUAAUCCGCAACCAGCUAGUUCAGAUUGAAAGGCAGCAAUCUAGCUUACUAGAUCUCCUGCAGAGAUUCAUUGGGAGUUCUCAAAAUGGAAUGCGUUCUUUGGAGACACGUGUUUAUGGCCUAGAGUUGGCACUUGAUGAGAUCUCAUAUGACUUGGCUGUAUCAACUGGAAGGAUGACUGACUCCCAGAGAACCACAUGUUGCAUGCUGCCUGGUGCUGAUUUUCUGAGCUCCAAGUUCUGGAGGAAAACACAAGGUCGCUACUCAACUUCAAGGUUCUCUUCCAGUGGCACGCCAUCAUUGGCUGCCUUGCGCCACAGAGCUGAUAAGAAUGGCAAUCAGGAAACAGUUAGCGUAGAGAGUCGCAGGUUACGAAUUGAAGGUUGUGGUGGGUUCAUAGUCAAUCCUUUGGCUGAGAUUCACGAGAUAAGGGGGAUUUCGCAGGAGGCACAACACUAGGCAAGGGAUCAUCAGAUGAGCCACAUAAUUUGGAUGGUCCAAUCUUCAUUAGGCGCUAAAUUGUUUGCUGUAUUGUUAAGAAAACCAUGAAAUGAUGAAGGGAAGGUGAAGAUUAUUAGCAUCCACAACGCAUCCAACCAGUUACGCAACUUCUUUAUGGCUUUCCUGCUUAAAUAAUCACAUCAUUUCUCUUUUUGGAGUAUGAAAGUGAACGAAGAUAAGCCAAUCAUUCAGUAAUUCUUCAUUUUAGUGUAGAAUUCUUUUUCCUUUGUUUCUUUUCUAUUUUUUUGACUGGGAGAGAAGUUACCACCAAUUAUCCCCAACCUGGUAUAGAGUGUUGAAUAUGUAUAGAGAGUAUUAUCAUGUAUCCCCUAGGUUCAUUCAUCUCUUAUCGUUCUUGAUUUAUUAUUGCUUGAUCUUUGAUGAUAAUUGAUACUGUUGUUCUGGCGAGUUAUCCGUUGUAGUCUUAACUUUCAAAAUACUAAUUUGGGAUUUAUGUAGAUAUACAUAUGAUCAUUGAAGAACUGGCAAUGGAUAUAUGCAAUUGAAUUGAA
Messenger RNA from Jatropha curcas, 2560 nucleotides. Its product is annotated as ARM repeat superfamily protein. Gene Ontology annotation, molecular function: microtubule binding. The record is from RefSeq and is a predicted model, not a curated record. Lineage: Eukaryota; Viridiplantae; Streptophyta; Magnoliopsida; Malpighiales; Euphorbiaceae. Gene Ontology annotation, cellular component: microtubule.